Molecule: messenger RNA, 1835 nt
Organism: Elaeis guineensis (African oil palm)
Lineage: Eukaryota; Viridiplantae; Streptophyta; Magnoliopsida; Arecales; Arecaceae
Product: sucrose-phosphatase 2
Biological process (GO): sucrose biosynthetic process
Molecular function (GO): magnesium ion binding; sucrose-phosphate phosphatase activity
Source: RefSeq, a predicted model, not a curated record
UAUUCUUUUCUGAUAUUCAAAUUCCAUGUCAUUUUCGAUUCCGAUCGCAAUCAAACGCAUUAGGAAGGUAGCGAUUCCGAUUUCCAUUCCAAUAAUUUAUUCCGAUUCCGCCCGACAUUCCUGCCCUCUCGUCCCCUUUCUUCUUCGCCCUCAUCGUCCCGUGGUCGCUGUACAACGCAAAAGAAGGGCGAAGGAAUUUGGAUCAAAAGACGUUCCCUUCUCUUCGCCUACCAUCCACAAUCGUCCAAAGAUAAAAUCGAUCCUGCCGAUAACAGGACAAGGAGAAAGGUCCUUCUCGAUCACCAAUCGCUUGGUUUCCCGUGUCAUAGCGAGACAGCAUGGAUCACCUUGAUGGUUGUGCCCGCCUCAUGAUUGUUUCUGAUCUUGAUAAUACAAUGGUUGAUCAUCAUGACCCGGAGAAUCUUUCACUACUUAGGUUUAAUGCAUUGUGGGAAUCUGAAUACCGCCGUGACUCUCUGCUGGUUUUCUCAACUGGGAGAUCCCCUACUUUGUACAAGCAGCUAAGGAAGGAGAAACCCAUGCUAACCCCAGAUAUAACAAUAAUGUCGGUGGGUACAGAGAUAACAUACGGUGAAUCAAUGGUGCCAGAUGAUGGUUGGGAGCAUUAUUUAAAUCAGAAGUGGGAUAGAAACAUUGUUGUUGAGGAAGCAUCUAAGUAUCCUCAGCUAUCAUUCCAGUCAUCAACAGAACAGCGAGCGCACAAGGUUAGCUUUUAUGUGCAGAAGGGGCAGGCAGAAGAAGUAAUGAAAUCUCUUUCAGAACGUCUGGUGAAACAUGGGCUAGAUGUGAAAAUAAUUUACAGUGGUGGCAUGGAUCUAGAUCUAUUACCGCAAGGGGCUGGCAAAGGACAGGCUCUUGCAUAUUUGCUCAGAAAGUUCAAGUCAGAUGGUAAGCCACCAAUUAAUACUCUUGUUUGUGGUGACUCUGGCAAUGAUGCAGAAUUAUUCAGCAUUCCAGAAGUUCAUGGUGUGAUGGUCAGCAAUGCUCAAGAAGAAUUGUUGCAGUGGCAUGCACAAAAUGCUAAGAAUAAUCCUAAGAUAAUUCAUGCUACUGAGAGGUGUGCUGCUGGUAUUAUCCAGGCUAUAGGCCAUUUUAACCUGGGUCCUAACACGUCUCCCAGAGAUACUGCAGAUUUGUCAAGUUGCAAGGUUGAUAUUUUCAGUCCUGGGCAUGAAGUUGUGGUGUUUUACAUAUUGUAUGAAAGAUGGCGCCGAGCUGAAGUUGGAAACGAUGAACUAACCAUUCAGAAUAUGAAAAAUAUCUGUCACCCAAGCGGGAUACUUGUCCAUCCCUCUGGAGUUGAGUGUUCUCUUCAUGAGUGCAUAGAUGCAUUUGCACCCUGCUAUGGUGAUAAGCAAGGAAAACAGUUCAGAGUGUGGGUGGAUAGAGUUUCAUCUUCUCAGAUUGGUUCAGAUGCUUGGCUAGUCAAAUUUGAUAAGUGGGAGCUGUCUGAUGAAGGGCGGCAAUGUUGUCUGACUACUGUUCUGCUGAACUUGAAGCCUGAUACCCCACAAGGGUUUGCUUUGGUACAUUUUCAUCAAACCUGGCUGGAUGGAUACGCGGGAAGCGAUCAACGUCUGUGGAUCUUCUAAGACAAGACACCUGCCGUGGAGGAUGGCCCUUUCACUUCUGGUAGAAUAAGACAGCCAGUUUUUAUUUUUUUCAGUCCUCAAAACAUAAUGUUCAUGGUGUAUCGCAAACGUUGUUCUAGGAACAUAUCUGCCUUUUCAAGUACUUAUCGUCGUAACACCAUCCUUCUGAUGCUUCUGAAGAAAUGAUAUGAGAAUAACAACAAUUUGUUGAUCUUUGGCUUA